GAACUAUGCUCUUUGAUUUACGACCUGAUUGGACUGUAAAAGAACUUGCUCCCGCCCACCUUCCAUCCGAUUGGUUAAGAAUCAAAGCACUCCUCGAUCCAUUGGCUAAUGGUGGCUUCAAUAUAUCUACGUUCCUAAUGCAUCGCCCCUGAGCAAAAAGCUGCGGCUUCACUGACUGUGACGGGAAUGUCCUUCCCGGGCGCAUUAGAUGCUUACGGGUAAUACAUCUACAAUCAGACAUUGGGCGAGUGUGCAGUACAAGCUCAAGAGUGGAUGACAACAGAUCGUUCCUCAGCAUGCCCUGAGCUGGCUGAUCUCAGACCAGAGACGAGACCUCGCUUAGGCUAAAUGUGAAGGAGCUUCCGACAGCUGUGGCCUGAAGGCAUUUCAAUUUCUGAGAUGUCAGUCAAACGAGCAGACGGGAUGUCCAUCGCCCAGGCUUUGGCCAUGACUGUUGCUGAGAUACCAGUGUUUCUCUAUUCCACAUUUGGGCAGUCCAUAUUUUCUCAGUUAAAACUUACUCCCAACUUGAAGAAGGUGUUGUUUGCCACAGCACUGGGCAGUGUAGCUCUGGCUCUCACCGCUCACCAACUGAAAAGGCGGGGGAGAAAAAGGAAGCAGGUAGCACAAGGGAAGGAGGGGCAGAAGACAGUGGGAAUACCUGCGGCGCUGAUGAGGACAGGAAGACCCUCAUCAUUAAAGAGAGGCCCGUUUACUGGCCGACAGAUGAUUAGUCCCAGCACUCGGAGCAAUGACACCAUGAGUGGAAUUUCUUCCCUGGCCCCCAGUAAACACUCAAGUUCCUCACACAGCCUGGCAUCUACGCGGGUCCCAAACUCUCCAAAUCAAUCUGCCAAUCCAUCCACCCCCUGGGAAGCGGAGCCUGUGGUGGAAGAGUUGGGGGCAAUAGAGGAUGCUAAUGCAGAGAAUCUCUAUAUAAUGGGAAUGGAGCUGUUUGAAGAAGCUCUACGAAAGUGGGAACAGGCCCUAAAUAUUCGGCCUCACACAGACUCGACCUCCAGCAACAACAGCCUCGCUCUGCAAGGGGCAGCGUGUGGAGACUUUUCUAUGGUUGAAACCCGUAAUAAAGGUUUUGCUGAGAAGUUGGAGACACUACUGCACAGGGCAUACCACCUACAAGAGGACUUUGGCAGCAGUAUCCCAACAGACAGUGUGCUGGCAGACUUUGUCAGAGUUUGUGGUGUUCCUUUGGCAGAGAGUGAAGGAACUCUUAUCUUACCUCAUGUGGAGAGUUUCCAUAGACUGCAAGAUGAUGAUGCGACUACUGUUACCUCUGACCAGUCCUUCUUCUCGGCUGCAGAGCUGUUUGAUGCCAUGUCUUUAGAAGAUGUCUACCAGCCACUUAAGCCAGCAGCUCUCUAUGAAGAAGCCUUGUCUCUGGUCCGGGAGGGCAAAGUGUCCUAUAGGUCCCUGAGAACUGACUUACUUGAAUGUUUUGGUGACCAGGACUUCCUUGCUAAACUUCAAUGUGUGAGACAAGCAUUCCAGCUUCUGUUGCUAGAUGAAACUCACCGCACAUUUUUCAUGGAGACCGGGAAGCAAAUGAUUGUAGGGUUGAUGGUGAAGGCAAACAAGAGUCCCAACGCCUUCCUGGAGAGCUAUGAGGACAUGCUGCUUUACACUAAGAGAGAGGAAACGUGGCCCGUCACUAAGAUGGAACUGGAGGGCCGAGGGGUGGUGUGUAUGAACUUUUUUGACAUUGUGUUGGACUUCAUCCUGAUGGAUGCAUUUGAAGACCUGGAGAACCCUCCCUCUUCUGUUGUAGCUGUGUUGAGGAACCGUUGGCUCUCUGACAGCUUUAAAGAGACGGCUCUGGCAACUGCUUGCUGGUCUGUCUUAAAAGCAAAAAGGCGUCUUCUUAUGGUUCCUGAUGGUUUUAUCUCCCACUUUUAUGCCAUAUCCGAACAUGUCAGCCCAGUUUUAGCUUUUGGGUUUUUGGGCCCCAGACAGCACCUAAGUGAAGUUUGCACUAUUUUCAAGCAACAAAUCGUGCAGUACCUGAAAGAUAUGUUUGAUCAUGACAAGGUGCGCUUCACCUCUGCUCAGUGCUUGGCUGAGGACAUCCUGAGCCUUUCCCACCGCCGGAGUGAGAUUUUAUUAGGGUAUCUGGGAAUCAAUAACCUGGAGCUCAAUGGUGCCCCGCCCAGAGACACAGAGGGCUCUUCCAGGCCAGUCUAAGACAACUAGGCUCACUAAUGGCUUCACUGGGCUUGUACAGGCCAAUUGCACUGGGCUGACUAGUAAGAAAUGGCAGGCACUCGCAGCUCUACACUCAUUCUGUAACUACAUUAAGACUGGAUAGAAUCAUGCUCCUGUGAUACACUGAGAACCAGCAUCAUUCACUGAUUUGUGUCCAUCAAACACAACUUACUGUGAGAGGAUACAUUUUCACCAGAUUUACAGUAUCAGUGGUACUGAGGGAGACCAGUUGGAUAACAUGAUUCCAUAUCUCGUUUGUUAUCAGCUGCUGUGCGUAUCACAAAUGCCUACUGUAGUCAUGUAAUCUCAGACGUGUGAGGACUUGUCUUUGCCUUGUUUGGCGACAUGGAUACUUUCUAAAAACACACCUAAAUGAAUGGCUCCCAACACAUGAAGACUGGGCCUUUUACUUUAUUAAUUCGAUCGAGUCUCUUCAGAGAACCAGUGUUUGCAUUGUGAUCUUCCAUUCAUCUGACUUCUGGGAUAUCAUAGUCUUCAAUAUUGUGUGAAAAGGAAUGGUGCGAGAGUCUGUCGCCAAAAUCGUUUGUAUCUUUUAUAUUAAAGGGGGAAGGAUAUUUGUUAAAA
Messenger RNA from Etheostoma spectabile (orangethroat darter), 2805 nucleotides. It is a transcript of the gene miga2, whose product is annotated as mitoguardin 2. The transcript has 16 exons. Bases 400 to 2199 code for a protein of 599 amino acids. The record is from RefSeq and is a predicted model, not a curated record. Gene Ontology annotation, biological process: mitochondrial fusion. Lineage: Eukaryota; Metazoa; Chordata; Actinopteri; Perciformes; Percidae.